AUGUCAGUCCUCGACCCAGCAGACGAUGGCGCUGCUUCCUCCAGCCACAUGAUGAGAAUGACCAGGAAAGGCAGACCGUUUCUCAAGGACACGCACGACCUCUUUGCGACUUUGAUCAUCUCACUAGAACUCAAGACUCACAAGCAAUUUUUCCGAUUCUAUCACAACUCGUUUACAACCGACGAAUGUUGUGCCAACCUAUCACAGCUCAAAUUCUCUCAAUCCAACCGCGGACCAGAUCCAAAGAAUCCCAGUCGUGUCAUCACUACUACCACUACUACCACAUUCUCCAUGACGCGUGAUAUGGCAAAGAGCAUGGCUCAGAACUUCCUCGACUCAGGUCUCAUCGAAAAUGCUGCGGAUCGUCAGUCAAACACCUUUAAAGAUCGCGGUAUCUACGUUAUCACUCCAAAGGGUCUUCAUGUUCUCGAACGAUUCAUCAAUAAGAACGGCGUCUCGAGCGAGAACCUUCGGAACGUCUUUGUCACUCAGCAUGUUUGUAUGCGCUUACUCCAUCUCGAAAGGAAGGUGGAUGAUGAUAUCGUCAUGUCCAAUCAACUCCUCACCGCUGUCUUUCGACGUUUUGCCGGUCGUUUGCCGAAUUAUUUCCAUAAUACCACCGAUGAUCCCUUGGAUCCUGCUAAAGAGUACCAUUUACGCGCCGAUGGCAUACGAUUGAGCGAGUAUCAAGAACGACACUCACAGAUGAUCGGCAGAGGGCAAGUUCAGUUGCAUAAGCAUUGCUUUGGAGCGGUGGAGGCUUUGGAGUGGUUGAUCGAUUUUACGUGCAUUACUGGGAGGGAUGAAGCUGCCGAGUUGGCGGCUCAGUUUAUGAGAUAUCGGUGGAUUGACCUCGUCUCGGACAAGAGGAAGAAUAACGACCAGGCGAUCAUAUUCAGUGUUCGCGGGGAGUCCACGAACGGCGCGCUCGAGGAAGCAGACUACCGUUGUACACCAAAGGCCAUCUAUCAGAUUACCGAGGAAGGCGCUCGCAUCGCGCGUUGGAAGGAGAAUCAAGCCCUCGCCUUGCCCGAUGGAUCGGGAUCGUUGAACCGCCUGUCGUCUGGUUCGUCGGAAAACGUUCAUGAGACUCAGACGAACAAUGAUCGUGCUAUUCACCGACGGAUAUCGAUUGCUGAGAGACUUCGUGGCGAGUAUCUCACUAAUGAGAACCAGCAGAGUAGCGGUGCUGCCACUGGUGCUGCUGGUGGUAAUAAUGGCAAUGGCGCGCCACGUCAUUCGAACGCGGAUAGGCUGCGACAUAUCCUUGCCGAGCCUGCUUUGAGAAAUCUGUUUAGGGAUUUCUUGAAGCAGAAUUUUUCCGAGGAGAAUCUUUCGUUUUAUUUGGAUGUGCAGGACUUCAAGAGACGGUUUCAGACGACGAGCAGUGCUAAUGCUGUGAAUUCUCACACCUCGAGGCCAAGUAGUGCUAACGCUGCAGGAUCGGGUACCGGUGCUAAUGGGAACGGGAAUGGGGCGUCUAAUGGGUCGUCUGGUGGUCAGCAAAACCGUCCGGGUCAGGCUGCGAUGCAGAAACAUCAUCGUGAUCUGAUCAGUAUGACGUUUGUGAUCUACAAUACGUACCUCGCUCCAGGCUCCCCAUGCGAAUUGAACAUCGAUCACACCUUGCGGAACGAACUUCUUCAUUACUUGACGGAUGUGUUGAAGAAUACGACGGGGAAGCAGUUGAGUGGCAAGGUGGAUCCUGAAGAUGCCGAGACGUUGAAUGCGACGCAGUUGUCGGCGAUGAUCAAGCUUUAUGAGCGUAUACAGACGAACGUUUUCAGGUUGAUGGCUAUGGAUUCGGUGCCCAAGUUCGUAAAGACGCCAAGGUUUUUGGCCUUGAGGACUUGGGUGGAGGAGUAUGAUGCGUUGGAACAGCAAGAAUUCUCUGUGUCUGGGCCUGGGGGUGCGAGCUUUGAUGGUGCGGGAGCGGGCGAUGCUGGUGGAGGCAAGUUUAGGGGACCUCCGCCUGGUCUUUCGCCACUUGAUAUGGCGAAGGCUUCUGCUUAUAUGACGACUUCCUCUGUGUCUGUUGGUCCUGUGGCCACUGCUCCGACUGGAUCAACAACAACAACAACUUCAACGUCGGGAUCUGAACCCAAGCCAAAGGUAUCAUCCGCUUUCCCCUUCACCGAUCAGUCACAGCCAGUCUCGGCUACGUACGUGACGACGAGUCCGAAAGCGAACGAAAAGUUUAGGGAGAUGGUUCAGAAUCAACAUAUCGCUUCUCAGAUGAAAGAGAAGAAUCUUUCGGAACCCAACUUGAGCGGUGCUGGGGCCGGGACUGGGGCUGGAGCUGGAGGCGGGACGGGUGAGAAUGCUGGGAAUAUGUUUAUGGUGCUUAAGGUUGGAGGGGAUCAAUCCGCGUCGAAAGUUGGAGUUGGGGAAGGGGUAAAGAAGUGA
Messenger RNA from Cantharellus anzutake, 2406 nucleotides. Its product is annotated as regulator of G protein signaling domain-containing protein. The transcript has 4 exons. NCBI's taxonomy places the organism in Eukaryota, Fungi, Basidiomycota, Agaricomycetes, Cantharellales, Hydnaceae. The coding region runs from base 1 to 2406 and encodes 801 amino acids. The record is from RefSeq and is a predicted model, not a curated record. Gene Ontology annotation, biological process: intracellular signal transduction.